Molecule: messenger RNA, 3052 nt
Organism: Oryzias latipes (Japanese medaka)
Lineage: Eukaryota; Metazoa; Chordata; Actinopteri; Beloniformes; Adrianichthyidae
Gene: terb2
Product: telomere repeat binding bouquet formation protein 2
Biological process (GO): homologous chromosome pairing at meiosis; meiotic attachment of telomere to nuclear envelope
Cellular component (GO): nuclear inner membrane
Source: RefSeq, a predicted model, not a curated record
UGCUAUGAGACCACAGACACCUGUCAGAGUUUUUUAUUUUUUCAGGGACUCCUUUCUACUCUGUCGGAAUGGUGCUAUAAGGUAUUUGUUGAGCUUCUAAAGAUGCCACAUAGGAAUAUGCUGGAUUCUACUGUUCCAAUAUCAAAUAGGUGCAACUGAACUGUGAAUUGACAAAUCUAUGUUUAGUUUCAUCUGCGCUAAAAACAAGCUCCAUGUCUCUCUGGGAAUCAUGAAAGACUGUUGUCUAUCAAAACGAAGUAAAAUGUGCAAAACCACAGUAUUUUCCAUGUCUGUCAUCUGAAACAGUCACAAACCCCAGAUCCUUCCUGAAUACCGGUACUCUAGAUUACCUCUCUCAGGGUUCUUUGUUGGGUCUUUUUUUUUUCUUUUAACAAGUUUUCAUAUAUACCAGGAUUUAUAUUUAGAAACUGUUUUUUCUUACCACUGCUUUGUUGGAGUUAAAUUUACCUUUUGUUUAAAGUCGGCAUGGGCUGUGAUUCAAAACAGACAAACUGUCGGAAGGAUUUAAAACGUGGAUGGAUUCGAACGUUUAAUUAAUUUUUACCAGACUAAGACCGAAACCAUUAUAUUAGUAUAAUCAAAAUUAAUAAAUGGUCACCUAGUCCUAUUGAACAUUCAGUAAAGCAAUUUAGGAGUAACCAUACUUUAAACUAGAACAGAAGCAUAGCUCUGUGGUUGUGUAAUGUGUUUUCAAACAGGCUAAAACACAGUGAUUUUACUGACAUCUGGUGACAGGUGUAAUAGAAGUGUGUCAGAAAUCAAUUAAACCGUAGGACCCAAAAUGCAGGAGACAACGUUGGUGCGAGAAAAUAAAUGCUUUAAAAAGACAAAGCAUGGCAGAGGAUUUGACCAAAAUGAGUUGAAAACAAAACACUCAAUUAACUGAGGAUGAUUAACUGAAACGAACAGCUGUGGAUAAUUAGCAAAUGAAACCGACAAGUGAGACUGUACCAAAUAAGCUUGAAAACAAAACAGUACAAAAACAAAACACGAAAAACAUUAAAAAAAAUAAAUAAAAAACCCACACAAUUUUAGUGUAAAAUAUGAAAGAUUGUAAUAGCAAAAAUCAAAUAAAGACACAGCCAAGCGUGACCUUAUGUUAAAGCCUCAUAGUCACGCUGAAAAACAAGAGGGGAGGGGCGCUAUUUCUCUUCUAGCAGAGCGAUUACGUAAGCGGGAUGCACUCGGAGGCAGGGCGCAUUUUAAGGACUAACACCUGCUCAGACAGUCUUUACGCAUGCCCAUUCCAACACUUCCGGCAAAAUUGGCGGGAAAAACAGCUCAAAAUAUAUGUAAUUUUAAACUAGCAAACAUAUUUGGGACUUUCCUAUCAAAGUUAUGUUUCAGUGUAGGACGGCCUGGUUUUCCAAAAGUGUGAAUGAGGCACACCUCAAGUUUUGGGUACAAGAAGGUGGGACCAUCACAGGCUGGAGAAAAGCCGAUUUCAUCUUUAGUGAGGAUGCAACAUCCUCUGACACUUUAAGGAUAUUUGAGAGCAAAGAUUUCCUCUGGGACAAAGUGACAGUUUUUCACAGCUUGUUCCUAUUGACCUGUGAAAAAAGGCAGAGUGUGAAAUCCGUAUGCAUUGGUCAUUAUGUGCUACCCCCAGUCCCAGUGCAGAACGAGAUGAGAAAGGCGGUUGGAAGAUUGAUUUGGGAGGGUGAAAGUGAUCCAUCAGUUACACAGGAAAAUUCAGUGAGUAGUAAAUGCCUGGAUGAGGAGAGCGGAGAAGAGCUCAGCGUAAGCAACUGUGAACCAUCUGAUGAAGAUUCAUCUCCUGAAAAGGAAAAUCACCUAAGAAACAAAGCAAACGGUACUCUCACAGGUCAGGAGCCGAGCAGCAGCGUUCUGGAUGAACAGCAGUUGUCUCACAGCACAUUUACUGAGGCCAUUUUGUUCAUCUUACUACAGAUAAAAGGUACAUCAGCAUGGACAGCCUGCAGAAAUAUUCAGGUGAACUGAGUGAUUAUUAUCCAAAGCAUUUCCCAUGCUUGAACUGUGGAGCCUGCGUCUGUUUGACCCCCCCCAUAACCAAAAGAAAGGCUGACAAAAAACUUGACACAAUCUAAAAAUGAUGGACGCUGUAUUUUGUCACAGUACAGUGUUUAUAGCAGUGGUUAUUAAACAUUUAUGUUAAGGUCCAUUGUUGCCAAGCUGGGCCUUUUGGAAUGCCUACAUUUGGUUUUACAAAAGCAUUUGAUUGGUUGAUUUGCAAGAAACCAGUUUUUCUUCCUGUUUCUAAGUGAAAUAAGAUCAACCUCUGCUGUUUAAGAUUAUUUAAGAUCAACUAUCGAGAAAUAAAGUUUUUGUUAGACCAGAUACCUUCUGAGUUGUUAUUUUGAGUCUCUUUACUUGUUUCUUCUUUGUUUGAUUUGAUUAAACCAGCCAUCAUUGUUAUCAUUUGUUAGGCCAGUUUCUACCAGAAUCCCAAAGAGCUGAUGCAAUAAACCAGUUUCUCAGUUUAAAUAUCACUUGUCUCUUCUGUAUGAUUUGUACUGAAAAGAAAUGGAAACAUGUCAUUUUAAAAACUAUGCAGAAGAAUGAUUAUUUGUCUUAAUAGGUUUACAUCCUGGUUCUGUCUGUUUGUCAGUCAUUGGCUCUGCCCAAAAGCCAGUUAAAAUUGUUAAAAAUGUUCGAUUUUAGUUAGCUUUCUAGUGAGUUAAAAUUAACACCUCAAAAUGUUCAUUUUUUUAUAACGACUGGUACUUUUACUAAAUAAAAAAAAGCGGACUAAAGGAAUUUCCAAAGCGGUUUUCAGACAUCAAUGGAUUCGCGCUCACCCCUCUUAAAUGGACUCUUCCGCUUCUAGCUGACCAAUCAACUGCUCUGUUGUGAGAGCAGCCCCGCCCUCCGAGACUGUUCUUACGUGAGGGUCGUGUAUGUGUUUUGACACUGACAGCGUCUGACGAGCUCUAAGACUCUGCCCUGAAAGAUCCACGCUCGACGACUUUAUUUUGUCCGCGUUAGGCUUCCGUCAUGGCUCAGGAGAAUCUGUCCGUGGUCCUACACUCUAAGGGAGACCUCAGGCUUG